Lathyrus oleraceus (garden pea) is the source of this 1068-nucleotide messenger RNA. RefSeq lists its product as uncharacterized. The coding region runs from base 1 to 1068 and encodes 355 amino acids. The record is from RefSeq and is a predicted model, not a curated record. NCBI's taxonomy places the organism in Eukaryota, Viridiplantae, Streptophyta, Magnoliopsida, Fabales, Fabaceae. The transcript is spliced from 7 exons.
AUGGAUCCUAAUGCUAAACUUUGGGGAGAAGGUUCAGCCACAGAUAGAAGAUCAACCUCUGGAUAUUGUACCUAUGUUUGGGGUAAUCUUGUGACAUGGAGGAGCAAGAAACAAGGAGUUGUAGCAAGGAGUAAUGCAGAGGCCGAGUUUAGAGCUAUGUCUCAAGACGAUGUUAGUGAUUUCCCUCUAGAGCGCGAGAUUGAUUUAUUCAUAAACUUAGUACUUGGUACUAGUUCAAUGUCAAUGGAACCUUAUAGAAUGUAUUUUUCAGAGUUGAGUGAGUUGAAGAAACAAUUAGAGGAUUUACUUGAGAAGAAGUUUGUUCAACCCAUCAUUUCAUUGUGGGGAGCGUUGGUGUUAUUGGUUAAGAAGAAAGACGUAAGAUUGAUUUGCGUUCAGAAGAUAUUCAAAAGAUUGCAUUUAGAACUCGAUAUGUUUGUGGUUGUGUUCAUCGAUAAUAUUUUAGUGUAUUCGAAGGUAGAUGAAUAUCGUGCAGAAUAUCUAAGAGUGAUGAUACAAACUUUGCAAGAGAAAAAGUGGGAGACUCCUAAGUUUGUUAUUGAGAUCAUAAAUUUUAUGGGUUUGACUGGUUACUAUAGAAGGUUUAUAGAAGGCUUUCCGAAGUUAGAUUUUCCUUUGACUCAAUUGACUCGAAAAGGUCAAGCUUAUGUAUGGAAUGUUCAGUGUGAAGAGAGUUUUCAAGAACUCAAUAAGAAGUUGACGUCGGUGCCAGUUUUGAUUUUGCCAAGUCCAAGUGAAUCUUUUGUCGUGUAUUGUGAUGCUUCGAAGAUGGGUUUAUGUGGUGUGCUAAUGCAUAAUAGUCAGGUUGUUGUGUAUGCUUCGAGACAACUGAAGGUUCGUGAGAGGAAUUAUUCUACCCAUGAUUUAGAGUUGGCAUCUAUGGUGUUUAUGCUUAAAGUUUGGAGGCAUUAUCUGUUUGGAUAUAGAUUUGAAGUGUUCAGUGAUCAUAAGAGUCUUAUUUUAUUGUGUGAGAUGACUCCUAAUAGUGUGAAGUUGGAUAUGUUAAAGCUAAAUAGUGGUAUUCUUGAAGAAAUCAUAGAAUGUUAG